AUAAUAACUCACUUUCACACAGUCCCUCGACUCCCUUCCCAAUUUGGUCUCCACAAAAAAUGAAAAUGGAAAGUUUACUGUUAAAUUCAGUAAUAUCAUCAAAUCUCCAUCGUUUAUUCCACCAAACCCCCCAUCAUACAAAACAACUCAUCAAACCAAAACCCUUCAUUUCAGCUGCUCAAUUCUCAACCAAAAAUCAACAAAACAUGGCCAAAAGGAUUGCUGUAAUCGGAUGCGGAAUUUCUGGGUCUGUCUGUGCUUCUACUCUUGCCAAGAAUGGAAUGUCUGUCACCAUGUUUGAUCAAGGAAGAGGACCAGGUGGUAGAAUGUCUCAAAGAAGAGAAAUGACUGAAGAUGGAAAAGAGCUAAUGUUUGAUCAUGGUGCUCCAUUUUUUACAAUUACUGACAAUGGUGUCAUGGAUCUAGUACGCGAAUGGGAGCAACGAGGUUUUGUGGCCGAGUGGAAGGAGAAAUUUGGGUCUUUUGAUUUUGCCACUGCUAAAUUUGGUGAAGCUGAUUCGGUUUUUCAUCUUACCCACUUUUUUAUGGAAGAAUCAACUAGGAAGAAGUAUGUCGGUAUUCCGGGCAUGAAUUCUAUAUGUAAAACACUAUGCAAUGAGCCAGGUGUUGAACCCAAGUUUGGAGUAACUGUUGCAAAUAUUCAAUGGUUGGAGGAGACGAAUUCAUGGUCAUUGAUUGACCUGAAUGGUCAAGCUUUAGGGCAUUUCGAUGGUUUGGUGGCAUCACAUAACAGUAUAGUUAACCUAUGGCCUUCAACUGGAAGGAAGUCACCUUUGGAUUUGACAGUGUUUCCAGAAUUGGCAGUAAAGUUGAAAAACACUCCAGCCAUUCCACGUUUUGCCCUGAUGCUGGCAUUUCCUGAACAUUUGUCUUCUAUACCCGUAAAAGGCUUCUCAUUCAAGAAUUCUGAAGUUUUGAGCUGGGCAUAUUGUGAUAGUAGCAAGCCAGGGCGAUCUGCGAGUAGUGAGUGCUGGGUACUGCAUUCAACAGAAGAGUAUGCAAGGACUAUAAUCAGCCAAACCGGACUUCAGAAGCCUUCGAAUUUAUUGCUGACUGAAGUUGCUGAAAAAAUGCUCAAUGAAUUUCUAAGAAUAGAUAGUCAGAUCCCAAAGCCUUUCUUCACAAGAGCUCAUAGAUGGGGUGGUGCCUUUCCAGCUACAGCUGUUGCAGAAGAUGAAAAGUGCCUUUGGGACGCAAGCAAGAAGUUAGCCAUCUGUGGUGAUUUUUGCGUAAGUCCAAAUGUUCAGGGUGCAGUAGUUAGUGGGGUUGCAGCUGCCGUGAAGUUCACUUUGAUGAGCAGGGUCUAACAAUGUCCUGAUACCAACAUUUUUUCUCAUAAAACGGGUGAAAUAUUUACGCAUUCACUCGAGCUUGUUGUAUGUACUGGAGACAUGAAAGAAAGGUAUUCGAACAGAAAAGCUUGUGUUGUUGAUUGCUCUUUCGGAACUAUUGUGAUUCUUCAACCUUAUAAAUAUGUAAAUAAGUGACAGUAUUUCAGUCACUGAAAACCAUACCCGUACACAAGGAUUGUAGAGAAAAAAAACUUGAUAUUCAAACACAAUUUGACUGUAA
This is a messenger RNA of Papaver somniferum (opium poppy), 1593 nucleotides long. Its product is annotated as renalase-like. The transcript has 9 exons. The coding region runs from base 60 to 1328 and encodes 422 amino acids. The record is from RefSeq and is a predicted model, not a curated record. NCBI's taxonomy places the organism in Eukaryota, Viridiplantae, Streptophyta, Magnoliopsida, Ranunculales, Papaveraceae.